UUCCACUGAAGUCAGGCCCUUCGCUUCAGGAAGAAAUUUCUGAGGGAGGCAAUUAAACAGCUGCAAGCCCUAUUGUGGGGAAAAUACGAUUCCACCACAGAACCGCCCUUCCCAGGCAGCAAAUCGGAAGAGACAGAGAUGUGUUCAUGUUUAAAGGAGUCCAGAAGUUUCCUGAGGGGCUAGAAAGAAUUGAGAAUGAUUGCAGCUGGGAAAUUUGCAAGUCUCCCAAGAAAUAUGCAGAUGAAUCAUGAGUUCUCACUAGCUUCUUCUAUGGACCUUUUGAGUAGCAAACCAUCUCUUGCCAGUGAACAUCGCUCAAAUACCUGCAAUGAUGUUUCGAUCCAUGGGACACUUCCAAGGAAGAAAAAGGGAACUGUUCCUAUUGGAUCCAAUGAUGCUUUUAGCCACAUGGGAAUGUUGCCAUACUCCAAACUGCAUCGUCCUCAAGGAAUUUUGAUUCAAGAAGUCAUAGAAGAGUAUCCCCAGAAGAACUGGAACAAUGACAACUUCCACAGAGAUCAGAAUGCUAUGGAUCCAGCUAUGGAGUAUGUAAAGUUCUCAAAGGAGAGAAAUAUGGAGCAACAAGUUAUGGAAAAUUCCCCAGAAAAACUGAAGAAAGAACUGGAAGAAGAGCUGCAGAUGAGUGGUGAAGAUUUGCGCAGUCAUGCCUGGUAUCACGGACGAAUUCCACGACAGGUUGCUGAGAGUCUGGUUCAGCGGGAUGGAGAUUUCUUGAUUAGAGACUCUCUCUCCAGCCCUGGGAAUUUUGUUCUUACCUGUCAGUGGAAAAACAUCUCCCAGCACUUCAAGAUCAAUAAAACUGUUUUGAGACUCAACGAAUCUUACUGUCGUGUCCAAUACCACUUUGAGGAUGAAAGUUUUGACAGCAUCCCCGGCCUGGUUCGGUGCUAUGUGGGAAACCGCAGGCGAAUUUCAAAGCAGAGUGGAGCAAUUAUAUUCCAGCCCAUCAACAGGACCGUUCCGCUGAGGUGUCUGGAGGAAAAGUACAGUGUCUCUCCCAUUCUACAAAGAGAGGGCAGUGUUACUGAGGGACAAGGAGAAACUCCCAAGAGACUGAGCCUUAAUCUAUGCAAUCGGCAGGCUAGGGAGCAGAAUUCAAUCCGAGGAAACCUUUUAAGAAACAAGGAAAAAAGUGGUAGCCACCCAGCAUGUUUGGAUCAUGUGCAGGAAAAGAGAUUCCCCCCGAAGGCUCAGUCAGAAAGCUAUCUGCCAAUAGGUUCAAGGUAUCCAUCUCAGGGAACUGAAAGUGAAACUAGUCCUUCUCCAAAGUCACCAGCAUUCCGAACAGGCAGUGAACCUGCUCUGAGUCCCCUGGUCUUCCAGAGAUUCGCCUCUGAAUUGCAAGUCAGCGAUAUUCUCCGGGGUUCCGACAGCCAGCUGUACCCCAAGCCACCCCCCAAGCCAAGCAAAGUGCCCUUUUUGAGACCCACACACAGCUCAGAGAGCCCAUAUUGCGAACUGAACACGGCCAUUCCCACAGACAGCCAGGGGGCAAAGCAACCUUUGUGUGCGAAGAACAGCUUUGUCGAGCAUCUUACAACACACGAGAACGGGACCCAUUCAUCCAGGGAUUCCGAAAUGAGCUACUUGAUUCUGGACGACCAUGGUUCUCUGCUGAGCUCGGUGGAUCCUCUUGCAGCCCAGACAGAGAUGAGCAAAGAGAGCAGCGUCUUUGUUGCACCAGUUCUCGAGAUGGUCUCUGGUUUCAGGCCGAAUGAUUUUGAGUCAAAACUCCUUCCCCUGGAAAACAAGCCCUUGGAGACAGCAAUGUUGAAAAGAGUGAAGGAAGUGUUCACUAACAACCAUGCCAAGGUCAUUGCUCAGCAUAUACUUAAGAUGGACUGCAAGGUUGCUAGGAUACUGGAGGUCUCUGAAGAGAUGAAGAGGAUUAUGGGAGUGAAGUCAGGCCUGGAACUUAUUACCUUGCCAUAUGGACACCAACUGCGCCUUGACAUAAUUGAAAGACACAAUACAAUGGCAAUAGGAAUAGCCGUGGAUCUCCUUGGCUGCACGGGAAACUUAGAAGAGCGAGUUGCAACACUAAACAGGAUAAUCCAGGUUGCCGUAGAACUCAAAGACUCCAUGGGGGACUUGUAUGCCUUCUCCGCUAUAAUGAAAGCCCUUGAGAUGCCUCAGGUUGCAAGACUGGAGCAAACAUGGACCACUCUGAGGCACUGCUACACACAGACAGCCAUUCUGUAUGAGAAGCAGCUGAAGCCAUUCAGCAAAGCCUUACAUGAAGGACGAGAGACUACAUGCAUUCCACAAAACGUUGUCACUGUGCCCUUGCUGAUGCCUCUGAUUACCCUGCUGGAACGCCAGGCUGUUGUGUUUGAUGGGAUGGAUGUUUGGGAGAACACAGACCAAAGCUGUGAAAUCAUGCUGAAACAUUUGGGAACUGCCCGUUUGAUCGCACAAAAUGCCAGCCUGUACUCCACAAAUGCAGAAAGGAUACUAUCAGAUUUUCAACCAGAUGAUGAGAUGAAUGAGAUCUUCAAAACGGAAUUCCAAAUGAGACUGCUCUGGGGCAGCAAAGGAGCACAGGUCAACCAAAGUGAAAGAUAUGAGAAAUUCAACCAGAUCUUAACUGCUCUUUCCCGAAAAUUAGAACCCCCUCUAACAAAGCAGCCAGAACAGUAAAGUACCUAAUGGAUUCACAAAUGCAAUUAAUUCCAAGUCAUUACUUAACUAAGAGAAAACAAACUGCAAAAUAAGGCUGUGCCAAAUGUUUGCCAUUUUUUUCAGGGCAAGAAGGCUUUGGAGAACUGUAACGGUGUUUUCUGAACAAAAUACUUUUUGAGGAAUGUUUGUUGCCACUUCAUUUCCUGUUCUGCUGCUGGUUUGGCAUGUUUUUUAAAAUUGUGCUUUCUUCAUGGGAAUAUCAGUGCUGGACAAUAAGGAUCUUAUCAUGAAUAUGGCCACAUGCCUACACAGGCCAUUUAGAAUGAAAGCAGUGCUUCCUGUAUCAAGAUCAUCCCCCUCCUCAAUAGACAAGCAUCUUUAUUCCAUUUCAAAGCAAUCCCUGAAGAGGUGGGACUGCUGUUGCUACUGCCAAAAAAAAUUCACAAGCAGCCUUUUUCUUUUCUGAGCUGUCAAAGUCUUGACACCCACAGAGACAUUGGGAUUUGUAAAUUGUACUAUGUGCAUUUAUUUAUGAUUACCUAAUAAUAAGAAUGACUACUGAGAUAUAAAGUAAUCCUUAUUUAUUGGUUUUGUUACUUUCCAUGAUCUUUCAGUAAAUGAUGACAUUGUCCAUUACAUAAAAUAUUGUAGACAUUGGGGGGUGGGGUUAAUUAUUUUUAGCCUUGUAUCCAUUAAUGUUAUUAACAAACUGUAAAUAUGAGUAAAGGUGAAAGAAUGGCUUUAGAAAAAGGUAUCAGUUGUAUGAUAUCAAUUAAAUGGGUCUGGAGAAUUGUACAUAAAGCUGUGAAUUAAAGCAUGAACUAUCCUUGAAAUAUUCUAUUUUAUUGCUUCAAAACGUAAGAAAGAACUCAUUUGGGGACUCAAGAUGUUUAAGCCUGAAUUGUUCAACAUUCCACUGAGUUUUGUGGUGUUGUUAUUCUGUGCAUCUUCUGUUGAUUAGAUAUAAAACCUUCACUUUAUCUUCAACUUCCUCUACAUGAACAAGGGCAAGAUUUUUUUAAAAAGCAUGCGACAUACACUAAUCAGCUCCCACUUGCAAUGAUGUCAGUGUUAGUCCCCUACAACAUGUUUUUAAAUCACAACUGUUAAUCAUCACUAACUGUACUUUUUGCAUUUCAGUUCCUUCUGGCAGCAGAGUUUACUUCUCCUUCAACCCCCACAGCACCACUAUAAAUCUGCCCAUCUGAGGCUCACUCCAUGAAUCUGACAAAGUGGAUAUCGUCCAUGAAACAUUAUGUCAGAAUAAGCAUGCUACUCUUUGAGGUUCCUCAAUAGCCUCUGUAGCUCAAAUUCUUCAACUACAGGGGCUAUGUCCAGCACUGGAGGUAAAAUCUGUUUUUCCUGUACUGUACCC
Molecule: messenger RNA, 4018 nt
Organism: Varanus komodoensis (Komodo dragon)
Lineage: Eukaryota; Metazoa; Chordata; Lepidosauria; Squamata; Varanidae
Gene: BCAR3
Product: BCAR3 adaptor protein, NSP family member
Exons: 13
Coding region: 196-2661 (821 amino acids)
Biological process (GO): small GTPase-mediated signal transduction; positive regulation of peptidyl-serine phosphorylation
Molecular function (GO): guanyl-nucleotide exchange factor activity; phosphotyrosine residue binding
Source: RefSeq, a predicted model, not a curated record